Molecule: messenger RNA, 774 nt
Organism: Anopheles bellator
Lineage: Eukaryota; Metazoa; Arthropoda; Insecta; Diptera; Culicidae
Product: DNA-binding protein D-ETS-3-like
Exons: 3
Coding region: 1-774 (257 amino acids)
Source: RefSeq, a predicted model, not a curated record
AUGCGCGUCAAGCGGAAAUACGGCGGCAAGAUGUACGAAAGCUCGUGUUCCUACCAGACGGCGCUGGAUCUGAAGCGCGGAACCUCGCCGCUCGUAACGCACCAGGUCAAGUCCGAGGACUGCCUCGGGUUGACCCAGUGCACCGACUGGGGCUCCUAUCGCUUCCACCAGUCCACGUUCGAGCAGCUGAAGCAGAGCGUCGAGAAGGCCAAGGCGGCUCUACAGGACCGGACCUCGUUCCUCGGCAGCUCCAGCGCGUUCAGUGAUAUUUACUCAUCGCCGCGGCUAACGGAAUCGCUCGAGAACGUCAUCUCGCACACUGGUGCCGGUAACAAUGGCGCUAGCAGUAACAACAACAGUGGCCCCACCACAGGUGGAAAUGGAAACGCCGAACCUAACGCCACCAACAACAACGCAGGCAACAGUAACGCUAGUAACGCUCCGAGCAACAUUAGCACCGCAAGCGCUGGCGGAGGUAGUGCGGCCAGUGGUGGUGGUGGGGCGAGUACCGCGACUGGUGGUGGAAGUGGAGGUAAUGGACCCAGCACCAGCAGCAGCAUCAGCGUCAUUAACGCCACAUCUCUCGUGGCCCCGUCAAAUUUGCUGGGCAACGCGGGUUUGUCCAGCCAGCGCCAGCGGAGCGAUCUGCUCGGGGCGUCCAACCUGAACCUGGUGUCCUCCACCCAAUCGCCCACCACCACGUCCACCCCGUCGUCCAUCCUGUCGCAGAACCUGGAGUCCCCGGUGGAUGCUAAAUCGCGGCAAGGUAAGUGA